GGCACUGAACUUGCAACUCACGCCCAGAGUGAUUGAAGAAGAGGAAAAGGAGCGCUUUUUCCCACCACUCCCAGGCCCAGCCUUGGAAGAUGCGGCUCCUCGGGAAACUCCGCGCCUCGGCCGCGGGCAGCGCUGCGCCGGAGCUCGCCUUCCCUAACGUGCUCACCCCGGGCCGCAUCCCCGAGUUCUGCAUCCCGCCGCGGCUGCCUGCGCCCUGCGCGCCCGAGUCUCCGCCCCCAGACGGCUCUCUGCCCCGGCGGUGCGCGGCCGACCAGGACCUGUGGCCCCGAGAAGCCGACGAGGGCGCCGGGCGCACGGACUGGGACCCGCGCUCGCAGGCCGCGCUCUCGCUGCCGCACUUGCCCCGCGCGCGCACCGCCUACGGCUUCUGCGCGCUGCUCGAGAGCCCGCACACGCGCCGCAAGGAGUCGCUCUUCCUUGGGGGUCCCCGUGCUGCCGCGAUUCGCCCCCGGGCCCACACCUUCGGCGGCGGCGGCCGAGGAGACGCCCCCCUUGUGCCCCGGGGCGGAGCCCCCACCACCACCCCCACGGCCCCCGGUGGUCCCCGCCCGCCCCGAGACGCGCUCGCCCCGAGGCCCCGCGGCUUCCGCCUCCUGCGCGCCCCUGAAGGGCUGCUGAGACGCGCUCUGCGGGCCCGCAGGAGUCGCCGCCUGGCGCGCGCCCUGUCUGUGUCCAGCGGGGACGAGGACGAGGAGCGCAGCGCCGGCUCGAGGUCCCCCGCCCGGGCCCCCUCCGCCUCUCCGCCGCCGCCCGCCGGCCCGCGGCCCGAGCGCCUGGAGGCGGAGGGCACCGUGGCUCUGGACCGCGUCGGCGGCGCCCUGCGCCUGGCCGCCCAGUACAGCCCGGCCAGCGGGCGCCUCCGCGUCCGGCUGCUCCGCGCCGAGGGCCUGGCCGGAGGAGCCGCCGAGCCCCGCGCCGUCGGCUGCCGCGUCAGCUUCGUCCUGCAGCCGCCGGGCAAGACGCGCCAGCAGCGCAGCGCCGUGGUCCGGCGGAGCCGCAAGGCCGCCUUCGACCAGGACUUCUGCCUCGACGGGCUCUCGGAGGACGAGCUGCGCCGCCUGGCCGUGCGCGUCAAGGCCGAGAACAAGGGCCGCGGCCUGGAGCGGGGCCGCCUGCUGGGCCAGGGCGAGCUGCCGCUGGGCCCCCUGCUGCUGCUCUGAGGGCGCGCAGCCCCAGGCCCUCCCGUCGGGGCGCCUUCUGCCCGCUGGGGACUCUAGGACACGGACAGCCGCUUUGUACAAAAUAAAUACUAUUUAUUCAU
Messenger RNA from Diceros bicornis minor, 1282 nucleotides. RefSeq names its product C2 calcium-dependent domain-containing protein 4A-like. The record is from RefSeq and is a predicted model, not a curated record. The coding region runs from base 90 to 1181 and encodes 363 amino acids. The transcript has 2 exons. Lineage: Eukaryota; Metazoa; Chordata; Mammalia; Perissodactyla; Rhinocerotidae.